CUUUUCAUUAUAUAAUACAUUUUGCUUCCAUUAUGUGCCAAUACAAAGUCAUGGCUGGCAGCCAAACUGCUCAACAGCUGCAGAGCUCAGGAGUUUUGGACAGUUUUCCUGGCUCUCCUAAUGCUUUGCUGUGUGAUUUAGGGAAAGUUCCUCCUUGCCUCCACUUAUCCAUUUCCCCAGAGUAAUAGAGAACAUUAAUCAUCACUGUAAGCUAUACUGAAGCCUAGAGAUGAAAAGUGCUUGUUGUUAAUGAUAUUAAUUUAUAAGUUAUACUUUUUCAUUUGAACUUUAUAACAUAUAACAACUGUUGCAUUGAACUGAGGCUGGAAAAGGGCUUUUUUGCCAGAAGAAGAGAUUCCUAGAGGUAGAAAAUUUUACAGAAGUAGCUUCUACUCUUCUCCAACACAUAUAUAACCUGUAUAUUACUUUUAAUUAAAUUUCUAUGGAAAAUAUUUGUCUGGACCCAAAGUUUAUACACUGUAUAUUUUGCUUCCUAGACUUUUCUUUUUAAUUACAUUUUCCUAUUUUUAAUGGGACUUUGACCUUGUUUACAAUUACAGAUUUCCUUUUUGAUUUUCCAGUCAUGUAUUAAAAUAGCACAUAAAGCUACAAAUUGCAAGGGAAUGUAUUGCAGUUCUUUCCUCCUUUCUCAUAUUGAAAACCAAAGUGAUUGGUUUCUCAUGAGUUGCAAUCUCAUGAGAGGAAAAAUCCACAGAGAGCCAUAACACACACAAAUCCAAACAAACCAUCUUUGACUUUCACAAUUAACAUGCAGAUAAGAGACUAGCCCAGCAGCAGUCAGCACAGGUCACAUAUUCACUGCUGUAGUGCCAUCACCUUCAGUUACCUAAAAAUCAGGGCUCAAUGGCUUAAAUUUAGGGUCUGUGUUAGCGACCAAUAUAUUCUAGAUCUGUAAAUUGUUUUGUAAGAUGGUUAAUUUUCUUUUUCCUCUCUCAGCACUUUUCCCCCUAUCACAAUGCCCAGUGUAGAUGCGCAGCCUUAAUCGGUUUAGUUGUGAGAAGAUAAUCUUUUUUUCUCUCUUUCUUGCUGUUGCCUGUUAGCUUAAAGGCUUUUUAGCUGAAGGUUGAUAAUUAUCACUGAGAAGAAACUAGCACAUCAGGAGUUCAUUUUCUAUCUUAGCACUUCUGGCGCUCCUUUGAACUCCUCGCACCAAGCCCGUGUUCCCACUCUGUCACUUUCCUCCCUCCAUCAUAAAAAGGUCUCGGCAGCCGGCGGCUCCAGCCUUUGCUGGUGGGCAGAGGGCACUGCUUCUCCCGAGUGCUCCUCCAGCAUGGACAAGCUGCACGAGACAUUGAUAAACAUGGAAGAUGCUUUGGGUUCGGAACACUCCGCCUGCUUGUCAUCCUGGGACUGGAAAAGCUCCUCUGGGCCUUUUGAGCUGCACCCCAUGUCGCCCCCGCACAGCUUGUCCCCGACGCCCUCCUUCGAAUCCUACUCCUCGUCCCCUUGUCCGGCGGCGGCCGAGACCCCCUACAGCAGCGGCGGCAGCGGCCUGGCGGGAUACGGCCUGGUGGAGUUCCCCCCCGCCUACCUGCCCAGCCCCGGGCAGGCCCGGCUGCCCAAGGGCACCAAGGUGCGGAUGUCGGCCCAGCGCCGGAGGAAGGCCAGCGAGAGGGAGAAGCUGCGGAUGAGGACCUUGGCGGACGCGCUCCACACGCUGCGCAAUUACCUGCCCCCCAUCUACAGCCAGCGGGGCCAGCCCCUCACCAAAAUACAGACCCUGAAGUACACCAUCAAGUACAUCAGCGAACUGACCGAGCUCCUCAACAGCGUCAAGCGGGCGUAGGGCCCGCCGGGGGCGCCCGCCCCGGCACGCUCAGGGUCUUUACAAACAAAAAACAUCAAAAUUUCUUCCUCGUCAGAGGACGGUGGGGCCCGGUGUGAGAGGAGGACGGCGCGAGGGAAGGGGAACCACCUCUGUACCUGGAGGCAAUGCUGGAAGGUGAUGUAGGACUGCCUGAAAACCUGAGCUGCAGCUUGCUGAGACAGAAGUCCUGCUAUUUACCUUUUUUUUUUUUUUUUAAUUU
Molecule: messenger RNA, 2048 nt
Organism: Vidua macroura (Pin-tailed whydah)
Lineage: Eukaryota; Metazoa; Chordata; Aves; Passeriformes; Viduidae
Gene: MSGN1
Product: mesogenin 1
Exons: 1
Coding region: 1292-1807 (171 amino acids)
Biological process (GO): regulation of transcription by RNA polymerase II; mesoderm formation
Cellular component (GO): nucleus
Molecular function (GO): DNA-binding transcription factor activity, RNA polymerase II-specific; RNA polymerase II cis-regulatory region sequence-specific DNA binding; protein dimerization activity
Source: RefSeq, a predicted model, not a curated record